Messenger RNA from Dentiscutata erythropus, 334 nucleotides. Lineage: Eukaryota; Fungi; Glomeromycota; Glomeromycetes; Diversisporales; Gigasporaceae. The record is from the annotation of a GenBank genome assembly.
UUAAUAAUAUUAAUUGUAAGUAUAUAUGUUGCAGUAGCGGUAGAUAAUCAUGCGAAUGACGAUGAAUUGGUGUCAAAAAGGCCUGGGCCUGUCGUUAAUGGUCCUUAUCCUUUACUAGACCAUGAUGAUAACAACGAAUUUAAUAAUAACCUUAAUAAUGAUCAAGAUGACAAUCACAAUAGUGAGGAUAAUGUUAGCACCUCUAGCAAACAUGGUGGUGGAAGUGAAAAAAGUGAAAUGUGGCUUUACUUUACGAAAGUUAUAUGGACGAAAGAAAAAAAAACAGCACAGUGCAAGAACUGCAACCAUGAACCAUUUUCUUGUGGAGUUAAUG